Messenger RNA from Suillus fuscotomentosus, 1276 nucleotides. Its product is annotated as kinase-like protein. Gene Ontology annotation, cellular component: spindle midzone; spindle pole centrosome; spindle microtubule. Gene Ontology annotation, biological process: regulation of cytokinesis; protein phosphorylation; mitotic spindle organization. Gene Ontology annotation, molecular function: ATP binding; protein kinase activity. Bases 1 to 1185 code for a protein of 394 amino acids. The transcript is spliced from 5 exons. Lineage: Eukaryota; Fungi; Basidiomycota; Agaricomycetes; Boletales; Suillaceae. The record is from RefSeq and is a predicted model, not a curated record.
AUGGCAUCAAUAGGUGCGGUCACCAAACAAAUCGCUGCCCUCGAAAUCUCCUCGAAGAAGCACCAACAAUCUUCUCGUCCCGGCCAUACCAAGCAACCUUCCCAAACAAAUGUUGCCAAACUGCUCACAAAAUAUGCCGCACCCCAUCCUCCUACAGCAAAACCCACUCAACCGUCUGCUCUCCGCAACCAAACGAAUACAAAUGCUCCAGCUCGAAUCAAACCCCAGCCCUCACUUGACAUCGGCAAGUAUGAUGGUGGCCUCGAGCUAGACAACGAGAAAAGGGGUGAAAAGGUCUUUGGAGAGGCAGCUGAAGCACUUGCUCUCGAUUCUAGUGUCUUGGGAGCCCGUCCCACUCGAGAGUGGAGUCUCCCUUCAUUCGAGAUCGGUCGCCCUCUCGGAAAGGGAAAAUUUGGGCGCGUGUACAUGGUCCGCACUAAAUGCGAGCCGCAAUACAUCCUCGCCCUCAAAUGUCUGUAUAAAUCCGAAAUCAUCCAGUCUCGUGUCGAGAAACAGAUUCGACGUGAAAUUGAAAUUCAACAAAAUCUUCGGCACCCCAACGUACUUCGCUUGUACGGUUACUUCCAUGACGAGAAACGUAUCUUCCUCAUGCUCGAGUUCGCCGGCAAGGGCGAGCUAUACAAGCAGCUCUCCAAGCAUGGCAGCUUUUCAGAGAAACGGAGCUCGAGAUAUAUCGACCAGAUGGCGGAUGCUUUGUCUUACCUGCAUGGCAAGCACGUCAUUCAUAGAGAUAUCAAACCGGAGAAUCUCUUGUUGGGGAUCAAUGGUGAGCUCAAGAUCGGCGACUUUGGAUGGAGCGUACACGCACCCGGCAAUAGACGCAUGACGCUAUGCGGGACGCUUGAUUAUCUGCCACCUGAGAUGGUCGAGGGAAGAGAACACAACGAAAAGGUAGAUUAUUGGGCUCUAGGUGUACUAACGUAUGAGUUCUUGGUCGGCAAUCCUCCCUUUGAAGAUAGGAGCAGCGUUAACGCCACUUACCGUCGCAUAGCUAAAGUCGACCUCAGAAUUCCAUCGCUCGUCUCUCCCGAGGCAAGAGACCUGAUAACACAGUUACUCAAAUAUAAUCCUGAAGAGCGCAUCCCAUUAACUGAUGUCUCACGACACCCGUGGAUAUUGAAAUAUCGGCCCAAAGGGAUAUCCAGAGGCGGAACUGAUGUAUAAAUAUUUAUUGUAUUGGUUUGGGCCUUUCGGCGCUGGUUUGCCAUUGGAUACCGUGUUUUGACUUGAAAUAUAUAUAUAUUAUGCCUGCAUG